AACAACAAAAAUCUGAGUGCUUCAUUGAGCAUAAAUUGAAAAUUACGUAUGUGGGAACAUUAGCACUUUAUCGGUAUGUGUAAAUACAACAUUUAAAAUUCUGUUCAUAAUAUUGUGACUUUUAAAUUUGUCGGUUUGUCUUCUGACCAAGAUCUUUGCCAGGUGUCCACGGAGUAGGACCCACUUGAAAUCUCGAGUGUUUUGGGAUUCUAUUCUCCCUGAAGAAUGACACUGACUAACUGCUUAAGUGACCUCCCCGGAUGAAGAAUAUUUUUGUUUUUCCCCCCAUAAUCUGGACUCAUGUCAGCUUACGCUAAAGCGGUAUAAAACAUACGAAUUUCCGAGGAUACAUAGAACAUCAUGCAAAAUAGUGAAACAAACAAGACGAAUUUUACCAUUUCCAGAUAGCAGUGAAAUCCUGUGAAACUUUGUAUGUAUUUUCUAUUUAUUAAUGAUUUGGAUAAGAAUGAAUGGAUUCUUUCAGACCUCGUCAACAAGAAAGCGAGUGAUUUUUAUGAGCUGGUAUCUAAUAUUGUGCGUUUGUGUUCCUGUUGCCUGCAAAAAGCACAAAACUCAAAAAGUCGUGCCACAAUCGUCAAACCAAACUGAAGUCAUUCAAAGGUUAUCCAACUUUUUUGGAAUAGACAGAAUACCUGGAAGAAUUUUUAAAAGAUCUCCACCUGAUUAUAUGAUGGAUUUAUACAAAAGUAUAACGGAUAGUGGAGGCCUUAUGAAAAGGGAAAGUCCCUAUAAGGCAGACGUCAUUCGGAGUUUCCCUGACAGACAGUGGAACCAGUCUAUGCAUUUUUCUUAUAACAUAUCAUAUCUAUCGGAGAGGGAGAAAAUAUUAGCCGCAGAAUUCCAUGUUUUUAAAAUGCGACCAGCCCCUCCUUCUCCAAGAGAAACCAAACCACCUUACGUCAUUGAGAUAAAGAUUUAUCAAGUGCUAGACCCUGUCAAUUUAUAUUCAAUAAAUGGAUUAAAACUUUUGGAUGCCAGGAGAGUAAGUGCAUUAGCGCAUGGAUGGUAUGUGUUCAAUGUUAAGAAAGCAGUCGAGGCCUGGGUGAAUGGGACCGCAGAGAAUUAUGGUUUUCUUGUUUCAACAACAACUGUAAUUGGUCAUGAAGUAAAUGGAAGCUACAUAAGAUUUGCACAACGUCAUCAGCAUCAUGAUAGCAAACAGCCUAUUCUGGUUGUAUACACCGAUGAUGGAAUGUCCCGUCAUCCCAACUACAUUUCUCCAAACGAUGAAGACUAUUUGCAAAUAAAAAAGGACAUUAUGAAAAAAGAGAGAGCAAAGCAACGGAAUUUCCAACAAGUUGUGAAACUUCUAAACGAGAGAGAAAGAGACGAAUAUUACCGUGAGCAUCUUCAAAAACUUUUGGGAACAUCAACAUCAGAAUCCAUAAGGAAAAAAAGAAACACUGAUGAACAAUCAAAUAAACGUAAAAUAGUGAAACCACCUCGAAAAAAGCGAAAGCGUUCGAAAGAGGAACGCAAGAAACGCAGAGAAGAGAGGAAGAGGCGGAAGAAGAAUAGAAAAGGAAAGAAGGGAAAAGGAAAGCGAGCUUUGGAUUUCCGGUAUCGCAAGAGACGAGGUUGUGCAAAACACGAAAUGUAUGUUGACUUCGAUGAAAUAGGGUGGUCGGGUUGGAUUAUUUCGCCAAAGGGAUACAAUGCAUAUCAUUGUAAAGGUUCGUGCCCUUUCCCUUUGGGUCAAAGUCAGAAACCCACGAACCACGCCACAGUCCAGAGCAUUGUGCAUGCUCUCAAAGUAGGAAAAGAUGUCUCUACUCCAUGCUGCGUACCAAACAAACUCUAUUCAAUAAGUCUACUUUACUUUGAUGACGAUGAAAAUGUUAUCCUCAAACAAUAUGACGAAAUGGUCGCUGCAAGUUGUGGAUGCCACUAAGGAAAUACGUAUACACAAGAUCCGACGAGAUAUUGCAGGUCCGGCCAAUUAUUGCAAUCUUUCGUUGCUCCAAAAUACGUGUAGUGUAUCAAUACGCGUAAGAAUGCGUAAAGAGCAGACCAUGAUUUUGAGAAAAUUGGCGAAAAAAUAAUGACGAGAUUUUGCGUUGUGAUAGGAGUUUAUUGGCUCUCCAUUUAAAAAGAUGUGUGUGAAAAUAGUUUAUAAUUGAUUUUUAUGGUGAAAAUUCCAACAUUCUUAAGAGAAAUCUGGUCGACGACAUUUGAUGGGAGCAUAAAAUCAAUGGUGUAUUAAAUUCAUAAGGUGUAAAGUAACUUUGUGUGGAGAAAGUCUUCCAGUUGAUAGGAUGAAUAUUGACUAUAUAGAGCAGUACAUGAUGUGGAAAUCGGCACGGGAACAUUCUUAGUGAAACUGUUCUCUUAUAUAAAACUCAAUGAGAUUAAAUGGCGAAAGUCUGAAUGUAUUUAAUGUAAUUUGAAUGAAUGAGAGAGAGAGAGAGAGGCAUAUUGUGGGUGAUUGUUUGUCUGUGUGUGUGAAUUCUUUAUAUUUCAUACACUGUCAUCAGAAAAUGUGUGUUAGAUUGUUCUACGGUCUUACAUAUAUUUAUCAAUCACAGCUCUGAAACUUUCGUAAACGUCUUUACUUUCUGUAAAAAAGGUAUUAUAAAAAUAAGUUUUUGAGACUUGCGGUUUUCAUAUAAGAACAGGAUAUAUAGAGAAUUUCUAAAUGAGGCUCAGUAAUCGAACUUUGUGGAAGGCUACCAAGAAUGGUAAGACUAGCUUAGGACUUAGGUAUUGAAAAACACGUUCACAUUCCUUAUUAUACUCUUCAAGUAAAAGGACAUAAGGGUCAAGGCAAAGAUGGCGUUUCUUUUUUUUUUUAAUUUGUGAAUCACGUGAUUGAGUGUGAGAGAUUUUCAUUACUCACGUGUUCACAAUCAGAUUGAGAGAGAGACUUAAAUGAUGUUUUCUUGUUGCUUGAAGAUAUUUUUAUUAUUACUCUGUUUUUUUGCUUAACGUAAACAAUUAUUUUUGUAGCUAAAUAUAUGUCUGUAUUUGCGACGUAACGACUGUUGGUUGUCUGUGUUCUGAAAUCAAGGAUGUGUUUUCAUCAUUAAAAAAAAUGUUCAAAGCUGUAUUUUGCACUUCAGUGUUUGAACCAAUUGUACGCAAACUCCAAAAAAUAAUGUUGUUAUUAUUGUAUAUAAAUAAAAAAUUGAAAGCUA
Saccostrea echinata is the source of this 3155-nucleotide messenger RNA. Its product is annotated as bone morphogenetic protein 2-B-like. Gene Ontology annotation, molecular function: growth factor activity; cytokine activity. The record is from RefSeq and is a predicted model, not a curated record. The transcript is spliced from 5 exons. Lineage: Eukaryota; Metazoa; Mollusca; Bivalvia; Ostreida; Ostreidae. The coding region runs from base 452 to 1912 and encodes 486 amino acids. Gene Ontology annotation, biological process: SMAD protein signal transduction. Gene Ontology annotation, cellular component: extracellular region.